GGGGUAAACGUUGAUAAAGUAUCAAUCUAAUCAAAGGAUUUUUUUUUUUUAAAAGCAGGUUGUCCUCUUUUCUUAGCUACCACGUAUACAGUUCUGAAUAAAGAUGAAAUACAAGCUUUCGCGUCCAAUACGCCAAUGUUCGUUUAUAUGGCAACGUUUUGGGACUAAUAUUCGCUCAUUAAGUGCCUCUGCACUUACGCCUGCCAAACCACGAUUAUAUGGUCAGCCAACAGCGAAAACUCACCCACAUUUGAUGAAACCGGGAGAAGUAACACCAGGAAUAACAGCUACCGAAUACGAGUUUAGAAGAGCAAGGUUGAUGAAUAUGCUUCCAGAAAAUAGUGUUGCAAUCGCAUUAGGGUAUCGAACAAGAUAUAUGUCAAACAAAGUAUUAUAUAUAUCAUAAAAUUUACAAUUUAUGCAGUACAAAGCAUAAUUUAAAAUUUUUUUUAUAAUUAUUUUUAGAGAUAAAAAUGAAAAUUCUCAUGAUUUCAUCUUUUUUUUUAUAUUUAUAGUUAUCCGUUCCAUCAAAAUACCGACUUCUUUUAUUUA
Messenger RNA from Rhizophagus irregularis DAOM 181602=DAOM 197198, 552 nucleotides. NCBI's taxonomy places the organism in Eukaryota, Fungi, Glomeromycota, Glomeromycetes, Glomerales, Glomeraceae. The record is from RefSeq and is a predicted model, not a curated record.